This is a messenger RNA of Coccidioides immitis RS, 989 nucleotides long. RefSeq names its product theta class glutathione S-transferase. The coding region runs from base 96 to 911 and encodes 271 amino acids. The transcript has 3 exons. Lineage: Eukaryota; Fungi; Ascomycota; Eurotiomycetes; Onygenales; Onygenaceae. The record is from RefSeq and is a predicted model, not a curated record.
GGAUGACGGAACGGUAGGCAUGAAGUAUAAGACAUAGCUGUCCUCAAUUAUAUUUAUUUCUUUUGCUCAUCCUGCUAUUGCCCUAUAACUGGUAAAUGUUUCAUCGUCUUUCACAGCAUCUAAGACACAUACAAGUCCGAGAGACAUCAACCAUGGCAGACAGACAACCGAACAUCACUCUCUACACUACCGGAACGCCCAACGGCAUUAAGGUCUCUAUUGCCUUGGAAGAAUUGGGAAUCCCAUACAAAGUCCAUGCGAUCGAUCUCCGGCAAAAUACCCAAAAAGAGCCGUGGUUCCUCGAGAUCAACCCGAACGGGCGCAUCCCUGCGAUCACUGAUACUUUUUCCGAUGGCAAGCAGAUUACUAUCUGGGAGUCCGGGAGCAUCUUACAGUACCUAGCCGAGCAAUAUGACAAGGACUAUAAGAUCUCGUACCCCAGGGGAAGCAGAGAGUCAUACGAGGUGAACAACUGGCUACACUUUCAGAUGGGUGGAGUUGGGCCUAUGCAAGGCCAGGCGAAUCACUUCCUUCGCUAUGCUCCCGAACGAAUUGAAUACGGUGUCAACCGCUACGUCAAUGAAACCCGUCGCCUGUAUGGCGUGCUUGACCGGCAUCUCGCCAAGUCCAAGUCCGGAUACCUCGUCGGUGACCACAUCUCCAUAGCCGAUAUCGCUCAUUGGGGAUGGAUUGCCAGCGCUGGAUGGUCUGGCGUAGACAUCGAUGAAUUCCCGCACCUCAAGACCUGGGAGGAGAGAAUGUUGCAGCGUGAGGGCGUCGAGAAGGGAAGACACGUUCCCACUAGGCAUACGGUUAAGGAGCUGUUGAAGGAUAAAGAGCGGAUGGAGAAGGCCGCUGCUGAGAGUCGAGCGUGGGUGCAGGCCGGGAUGAAGGGAGAUGCCCAAAAAUGAGCUGCUAUGAUGUGAUUCGUUAUGGGUACUCCGUAACCAUUAUGUAUGUACAUAUGUACUCCGUUUAUCCUGAAGAGU